AUGGGGGAUCCUAAUGUGGAGAAUCUAUAUAAUCAUGUGGCUCCAGAUCAAGAGCCUGUGCAGGUGGAUCAUGAUCAUGAGAAAUGUUUCAGAGAAACCCAUAUCAUACCUCCUGCCAGAGAACUCUUGCCAAACGAUGGUGCAGGUGGGGAAUCCUGUGUCCCUAUAAAUAGAGUUGCAGAGCCAUAUGAUAAUGUGUACAAUUAUUUAGACACCCAGUUCAGGGUUAUAAGAGAAGACUUACUUGAAGCUUAUAGGGAGUGUGUGAAGAAAAUUAGAGGUAGCCAUAAGAAUACAUGGGAGUUUGUUGAGCAGAAAGGGUCCUCUGAUUUCCAAGUUUAUAACUCUGUUGAAUAUGUGGGGAUGAGAGGAGGUAGAGAUGGUGUGGAGUAUGGUCUUUCAUUCAAUGUAGGUCAUCGUGGGGGUAAACAUGUAGAGUGGGAAAAAUCCAAGCUUUUAAUGAGCAAUUCAUUGCUUUGCAUAUCUCAAGAUGGGUUUCAAACUUUCUCUUGGGCUACAGUUUGCAAUAGGGAUAGGCUUAAGGAAAAUCUGAUAGGCGUCAAACCAGUAGAUGUCCACGAGUUAAAUCUUCAGAGUGGAGUUUUUUACACUAUGUUUGAGUCCUCCAAAGCCUAUUAUGAGGCCUAUGUUCAUGUGCUCAAGAAUAUCCAAAGGCCAGAAAUGGACAAUAUUAAGUUUACAGAACAGUUAGUUUAUCUGGAAUCCAACACAGCACAGCUUGAGUAUAAUUUUAAUUGGAAGCAAGUAUGCAAAUGUGAUUCUAUUGAUGAUAGUCAGGAGGCGGCCAUUAAUCAUGGGCUCACUGAAAAAUUGGCUAUUAUUCAGGGCCCUCCUGGCACUGGAAAAACAUUUACAGGGUUGCAAAUUGUGAAGGCUUUGCUUUAUAAGAAAAUUACAAAUUCCUCUGGUCCCAUUCUCAUAGUCUGCUUUACUAACAGAGCUCUGGAUCAAUUUUUGGAGGGAAUAUAUGAAUAUGAGAAAAGUUUAGCAAGGUUAGGAUCUAGAACCCAGAGCUCUAUUCUUAUCAAAUGUACUCUAGACCACCUCAUGGACAAGAGGAAGAAGAAAAAGAAGAGUAAUGGAGUACCCAAAAAGUUUUAUCAAGAGUUACAGAAAGCAAACAAAAAUAAAGCAACCUUGGCUAGGGUCUUAGAAGAGAAAUGCUUGCAUGGAAUUAUCCCCACAGAAGAAAUAUCAAGAUUAUCAAGUGAAUAUAUGAAUGCAUGUUGCAGGCUACAAGAUGCUAAGAGAAACAUUCACUGUUUAUUGCUUGGUAACUUGAAGGUGGUGGGUAUGACUAGCACCUUUGCAGCUAGAAAUUAUGAACUUUUAUCAUCUUUGAAAUCAGAGAUCAUGGUGGUUGAAGAAGCCGCACAACUUUUAGAGGGUCAGAUCCUUGGAUGCUUAAAUCCUUGCAUUAAGCAUCUGAUACUCAUAGGCGAUCAUAAGCAGCUCAGGCCAUCUGUGGCAUCUCCAGUGUUUGCAAAUACGCAUAAGUUAGAUUUCUCAAUGUUUGAAAGGCUUGUAACAAGUGGAUUAGAAUAUAAAACAUUGGAGGUACAGAGGAGAAUGAGACCUGAAAUAUCAGCACCUUUAGUAUCAACAUUUUAUCCCAUGUUAAAAGAUCAUCCAUCUGUUUGUGAAUUCCUUGAUGUUAAAGGUGUUAAGGGAAAUGUGUUGUUCAUUGAUCAUCACAACCCUGAAGAUCCUUCUCAGUUUGGAAGCAGAUCUAAUGCCAUGGAAGCUGACAUGGUGGUUCAGUUUUGCAUGUACUUAACCAAUUCUUGUGGCUACAAGCCACUAGAUAUUACUAUUCUGACCAUGUAUAGAGCUCAAACAGAUGUAAUCACAAAAAAAAUAGGCAUAUCAUACCCUUUUCCAGGAAGAAAAUAUCACAGGAAUGCAUCUAACAAGUGGGUACCUGAUAAGAACACAAUUGAUCCUGAUGAAUAUGUGCCAAAAGUAAGAAGUGUGGAUGAAUUCCAGGGAGAAGAGAGCAAUAUCAUUUUGCUUUCUUUGGUAAGAAACAUCAAUCCUAAUUUGAAUGUAAAAACAUCAGAAAAUAUAGGAUUUCUCAACAUUCCAAACAGAAUUUGUGUUGCCCUUUCCAGGGCUAGAAUUGGUCUUUAUAUCUUUGGAAAUUCAAAGCUGCUCACAGAUAAUUCUCUCGUAUGGAAGGAUAUCAUAAAGCAUUUUACAGAUAAUGUGUACGUUGGUAAUGGAAUACCACUAUACUGUCCUAGACAUCCAGAUGAUGCUGGACCUGUUGUUACCAAAUCUCAUGAUUUAAGGAGGAAGAAUGCAGAAGCACAGGCAAAGUCUGCAAUGGUCUCAGAGAUCUGCUUUUAUCAUGAUAGUUGA
Cryptomeria japonica (Japanese cedar) is the source of this 2382-nucleotide messenger RNA. RefSeq lists its product as uncharacterized. The record is from RefSeq and is a predicted model, not a curated record. Gene Ontology annotation, biological process: regulatory ncRNA-mediated heterochromatin formation. The transcript is spliced from 4 exons. Gene Ontology annotation, molecular function: helicase activity. The coding region runs from base 1 to 2382 and encodes 793 amino acids. NCBI's taxonomy places the organism in Eukaryota, Viridiplantae, Streptophyta, Pinopsida, Cupressales, Cupressaceae. Gene Ontology annotation, cellular component: nuclear RNA-directed RNA polymerase complex.